AGAUGCGGCAAAACAAACACCGAGGUUCUUGGAGGUGUGAUGCCACACCUCUUGUCUCGACCUUCACAGCUCAUCUCGACAACAGCUAACCUUCAGACGCCCGUCCCACACGCGGCGGAGCCACCGAACACCCGUUCCGCGACGCGGUCCGUUCGGCUCGGUGGUGGCGAACGGAUGGGGCGGUCCUUCCCAUGGCGAGCGACCGAGUCCAGGUGAACUCCCUCCACCACCGGGCACUGCAAAGAAAUUCGCUCACAGCUUCUGAAAGGGCCGCCCUCCACGCGAGGCGUUUUGACCUUGAAACCCUUCGCGACGACCAGGUGUGCUGCCGUCCAGCUUGCGCGCUGGCCUGCGGUCUAGCGUGCGCGCUGGUGCUGGUGCCGAGCUUGAGCACGAAGCAAGGGGUGCAAUGCUUCACGGAUGGCUUGGACUUCGGGUGUACCAAGCCGACGCCCUCCUCCGAAGUCUGGACCCUCAUCGGCGUUUUACUGGCGUUGAGAUGCUCCUUGGCUCUCUUGGCGUAUCUCCUGACUCUUUGCCGUCGCCUCCUUCAACGAGCUUCCCAUUCCGGCCGAGCUCGCGCUUCGAGCGCGCACACGUCCGCCGAAGACGGGCUGCUCGCCAAUCCAUUGGACCCUGCUGGCGCGGACUACUGGGAAGGCCGCAGCGUGGGGAGGGGCAUCAGUGUCUUCCUGCCGGACGCGCGAAAGCAGAAGGAGCUCUUAAGAACUUGGAACCAACGAGAAAGCUUCGCGCUUUUGGGCACUGGAAGUUAUUUGAUCCGGCAACCAGAUCUGCUGCUCUGGUGGGACUUGCCGGAAGAGAUGGUGGGCCUUUUGAGCGAGGAUCAGUCAGUGGUCUAUGCCGCCCUGGGGCCGGAGAAGCAGUACUUCCUGCGCUCCGCGUUCGCGUUCGGCUUCGUGAAUGGCGACACCUGCUGGUCCCUGUGGUCUGAGCUGUCUCAGCAGAUCAAGGAGCAAGAACAGCGGGAGCACCGUGUCUCCUAUGUCUGCAUCGCACCGGACCGUGGCUACUUUGUGCUCUUCGAGAGUGGUGGAUGGGCCCAUAACCGCUUACCCGAGAGCCUCCGGUGCUUCCUCACGCAGAACCGGGAGCGGCUGUCACAGGUGGACACCAUGAGCGUGUCCCACGAGGGCGCCUGGUUCGUCUCCUUCCGCGAUGGCCUGAAGCCUCGCUGGCGCUGCGACCGGCUGCCGCGCCGCUUAGGGGAACGACUCUUGCAGCUGAGUGGUGGAGAUUGGAAGAUCCAAUCUGUGGAAUUCGGUUUCGAUGGCUCGUGGCUACUGCGCUUCGAUAGCUUCGAAGGGGCUCAAAAGGAAAGAGAGACGCGGCUCGCUCUGUGGGCAGUUUGA
This is a messenger RNA of Durusdinium trenchii, 1373 nucleotides long. The record is from the annotation of a GenBank genome assembly. Lineage: Eukaryota; Dinophyceae; Suessiales; Symbiodiniaceae.